CGCCCCCGCCGCAAUCACUCCGCACAGCAGCGGCGGCGGCGGCGGCCCGUCCCCGGAGGCGCUUCCUUCCUGCGGCGGGCGGCGGGGAGGGCCGGAGCGCCUAUAAAUCGGGCGGGCGGGCGGGCGACGGCAUGCCAGAGAUUUGCGGCGCCGGCCGGCCCCUCCGCCGCCCGCCAUGCGGCGGCUCCCGCUGCCGCUGCUGCUGCUGGCCGGGCUGGGGCUGGGGCUGGGGCUGGGGCUCGGGGGGCAGCCGGAGCCGGAGCCGGCCGCCCCCUCGGGAGCGCAGUGCCUGGAGCACGACUGCUUCGGCAUCUUCUGGGCGGCGCGGUCCUUCGCGGAGGCCAGCGCGGAGUGCGAGCGGGGCGGCGGGCACCUGAUGACCGUCCGUUCCACCGUGGCGGAGGACGCCAUCGCCCUGCUGCUGCAGAACCGGAGCGGGCGGCUGUGGCUGGGGCUGCGCCUGCCCCUGCCCUGCACCGAACCGACCCAGCGCCUCCGCGGCUUCCAGUGGGUGACGGGCGACGGCCGCACCGACUAUUCCAACUGGGCGCCGUCGGGGCGGCGGUGCGGGGAGCUCUGCGUGACCGUGUCGCGGGACCUGCGGUGGGAACAACGGCGCUGCGAGGAGCCGGCCGACGGUUUCCUCUGCGAGUACAACUACGCGGGGAGCUGCCCCCGCCUGCCCCCCGCCGAGGGGCUGCCCGUCACCUACGCCACCCUCUUCGGCGCCCGCGGCGGGGACUUCCUGGCGCUGCCUCCCGGCAGCUCCGCCGUCGUGCCGGCGCUGGGGCUGGAGCUGCUCUGCGACGAGGCGGGGGAAAGCGGGGGGCUGCGCUGGGGCCGCGCCGCCCCGGGAGCUUGGCCCUGCCGCCUGGCCAACGGGGGGUGCGACGGGGCUUGCGACGAGGAGGGCGGGCGGCCGCGCUGCUCCUGCCCCGACGGCAAGGUGCUGGCCCCCGACGGCCGCGGCUGCGGCUCGCCCUGCGCCGGCGCGCCCUGCCAGCAUCACUGCGUCGUCACCGGCAGCAGCUUCCUCUGCAUGUGCGACUCGGGCUACCAGCUGGCAGCCGACGGCAGCACCUGCGAGGAUGACGACGACUGCGCCGUGUUCCCCAGGCUGUGCGAACAGGUCUGCGUCAACACCGAGGGCGGCUUCGAGUGCCGCUGCCACCGCGGCUACGAGAUGCUGGAAGGGCGCUGCCGGCCCGUCUCCCGCUGCUACGAGGCGCCCUGCGAGCAGCGGUGCGAGGACAUGCCCGACGGGUACCGCUGCAGCUGCUUCCCCGGCUACGCCGUCGACCCGCAGGCGCCCGCCCGCUGCCUGCUGCACUGCAACCGCAGCCAGUGCCCGGCCCAGUGCGACCCGCACAACAUGUCCUGCGAGUGCCCUGAGGGCUUCGUGCUGGACAACGAUAACGACAGCGGGCAGGUCUGCGUGGACAUCGACGAGUGCGACAUGAACUUCUGCGAACACAACUGCACCAACUAUCCCGGCGGCUACGAGUGCCACUGCCGCGCCGGCUACCGGCUCCUCAACCAGAACGACUGCAUCAAAAUCCUGGAGGAGGACAGGGACGAAGCGUACUCGGGGGAUCUCGGGCCCGAACCCCAGACUCCCGUCCCCAGCCGGACCCCGCCGAAGGUGGAGCACCUCCAUCCCGGCGUGCUGGUGGGCGUCACGGUGGGCUCCCUCUCUGCGGCGCUGGCCCUGCUGGCCCUGGGCUACCACCUGGCGAAGAAGCGCUGCAGGGCCCCCACCUCCAUGGAUUACAAGUACAGCGGCGCCCACGAAAAGGAGAUGGGACUUCAGCCGGUCGCCUCGGGGUGUGCCGCCUCCGGCCAGAAACUGUAGGGAGACCGGGCAGGACGGAGAGAUGGAGGCGGCCGGAACCGGGUAACAUUUACUCCUCCCCCUUACCCCAACUUUUUAAUGAGAAGGAGAAUUUGGGAAAAGCUGUGGUCACCCCACUUCCAAAAAUACUCGCCGCUUUCCAGCCGGCUCUUGCAACACUCGCACCAGAGAGCGGGGAAGGUGGAAGGGACGGAGCGCUUCUCCGUUUCUGCUCGCUUCGCAGGCGGUGGCAGGCGCUCGGCUUUCCUUUUCCCGAGCCAGCAGCUGGAGGGGGGCUUCAAGGAAAAACUCCGCCUGCGUUACAGGAGGGACCUCUCCGUCUGUUUAAAUCCGCGUCGACCAUGGGACGAGAGCAGAGCACGCCAGCCGCGGCUGGCUGGGUCGUUGCGGACCGUGGAAGGUCGCCUGGCUCCCAGUCCCCCUCCCCUCGGCCGGGAAGCGUGCCGCUGGGCUGGAGAUGAUGAUUUUCCUGGGGUGGCAAGGAGCUGGGGUGCUCCUGCCUUUGUCUGGGUUCGGUUCAGCGUUUUUAAACUGAUGGGUAAUGGAAAAAGGAGCAAAGAUCCUGUGGUCAGCACUUUGCCUCGCUCCUCUGCCCCCCUCUGCCCCAUCGGCAGAAAUCGCAGUUUUUGUGUGUGUGUGUGUGUGUCCCACCUCUGGCAGCUGAGCGCUUUUCGCCUUGAGUCGCUAGUGACAGCGGGGGCCCUGCUGAGCGCCGCCGUGUGAGGGUUAAACUGCCCGAUUUCUGUUCCCUCUAACCGUUUUGGGGCUUGUUCCGGAGGCGCAGAGGUUAAAUGGGGAUACUGAGAACGCCAGGGUAAUUUUUUCCAUGGUAGGAAAGGCGGUUUGCAGUGCCGGGGAGCCUCGCGUUCCCCAUGUGAUUUCUUCCGUGAUUUUCUGCCGUUGUUGGGUUAUAAUGUUUGUGUGGGUUUUUUUCACAAACCCACUUAAGGGACCCCUCCUGUCCACGGGGGUUUUUUUCCUUUUUUUCCUUUAGUCUUGUCCAGGGCUGAGUCUAAUCCCUGCUGAAGCUCACGGUAAAACUUUCCCAGGGAGCAGGAUCUGGCCCGCUGCUUGCUUCCCAGCCACGGACUGGGGGGAAAUCUGGGAAACUCUGUGUUUUUCCAGCUCCGUCGUUCGGUGGGGAGAGACGGGGCAGCUCUGCAAAGCUGGGCAGAGCUGGCGGGGCUGGGGGGGGGAGGUUCCUGCUCCGGCGGCCGUGGUGGGGUGAAGCCGGCGGCUGUUGGUGCGAGCGGCGGAGCGGGUGCUGACAGUUUUAUGCCCGUGAAAUACCAACCCUUAGCUCUGCCGCAGGAAGUUUUGCAAGCCCGGGGUCAGAACUCUUGAGAGCUGGAUGCUGCAGAGGGGCUGCGAAACUCGGGGGGGGGGGGUGUGUGACAUUCCCCCCUUAUCUGCUAAAGGAGCGUGCUAUCACGUGGCGUUUCCCCCUCCCGAUAUGUUGCAGCCUCCAAGGAAAAUAAAAAGAUACGUGUUGUAUGAGCUGUAGCUUUCCUAAUGUAAAUGGUUUUAUACACCCGGCACAUUUGUAAAUUCUUAUUUAUUUAUUGGAAAUAUACCCUACGCGAUGCACAAUCACAUGGUGAUUUUGUGUGUAGACCAAUAAAGCUUUUACAGUCUGGUUUAUAGAAA
Molecule: messenger RNA, 3499 nt
Organism: Grus americana (Whooping crane)
Lineage: Eukaryota; Metazoa; Chordata; Aves; Gruiformes; Gruidae
Gene: THBD
Product: thrombomodulin
Exons: 1
Coding region: 176-1852 (558 amino acids)
Biological process (GO): cell migration
Cellular component (GO): membrane; extracellular matrix; external side of plasma membrane
Molecular function (GO): transmembrane signaling receptor activity; calcium ion binding; extracellular matrix protein binding
Source: RefSeq, a predicted model, not a curated record